This is a messenger RNA of Seminavis robusta, 2552 nucleotides long. NCBI's taxonomy places the organism in Eukaryota, Bacillariophyta, Bacillariophyceae, Naviculales, Naviculaceae. The record is from the annotation of a GenBank genome assembly.
GAAAUGAUAGAAACAAUUUAGAUUUCGUGUAUUUAUGCACGACUCGCAAUUCCCCACAUUUCCAGAGAGCCAAUGAGAAAGGGACAACCAACCGGCCCACAAGAAAGGAAAAAGGACCCUCUCACACCCACCACACAGUCACACAGCAAAGAGGUAGCUCCCAAGCCAUAUCUAGUGGCAUCCCUCUUUCUAGCAGGCAAGUCUGAUUUGAUAGCACGUAAUAAUAUCCAAAAGAGAGCAAUUUGGACGAGCCAGUUGACAAUGGCAAGCCCUGAUUCCGGCGGUCGAGGCCGAGGUGGUGGUAGAGGAGGACGAGGUGGAGGUCCUGGACGAGGAGACGGUGGAGGUCGUGGUGGUGGAGGAGGCCGUGGUGGUGGUGGAAGAGGCCAAGAUCGCAAGGCGAAUAAACGUCAAAAGCAACUGGAUUCCAUGGCCAAAAAGGCAGCCGAUGAAGAUGCCUAUUUUCGCAAGUGUCAAAAGGAAGCACAAAAUAGUAAUAGUCACCCUAAGGAUGACACGAGCAAGACCCGUCAAGACGCCUUGUUUGGAGGACAGCAAAUGGUCAAGGGCAUUAACUUUGAAAAGUACAAUGAAAUCCAAGUCCAGGUCAAAGUGCCAGAAGGCAAACCAGUGGUUCCACCCAUGGAAGACUUUACCAAGUUGCCACACCUAACCAAACAGCUGCAGACAAACAUUCAGUUGAUGAGCUAUACACAUCCAACACCCAUUCAAAAGAAUGCCAUUCCACUCGCCAUGGCAGGAGAAGAUCUCAUGUGUUGUGCUCAAACUGGAUCUGGCAAGACAUGUGCAUUUCUGUUGCCCAUUGUGGCAGCACUGGGACAACUCACGGAAAAGGGGGGAAACAAAAAGAGCAACAGCAACAAUUCGCAAGGGCAAUUAGAACCGGCCAAACCCAAAUGCGUGAUUCUGGCACCAACCCGAGAACUCGCCAUUCAAAUUGAAGUGGAGGCGGAGAAACUCACCCAUGCCAUUCCCUCGUUGCAGCCAGUGGUGGUCUAUGGCGGCGCCAACGCCAGGGGGCAACUCAGAGAACUGGCUUUUGCGUCUGCUUCUGCCAACAAUCAUAAACAUCUCAUUGUCGUGGCCACACCGGGACGUCUCACGGAUUUUGUCGAUCGCAAUUUGGUGUCGCUGACGGACGUGCAGUAUUUGGUUUUGGACGAAGCCGAUCGAUGUCUCGAUAUGGGAUUUGAACCGCAGAUUCGCCGAAUUGUCCAAAAGUCGGGCAUGACACCCAAAGAAAAGCGGCAAACGUUUCUCUUUAGUGCCACGUUUCCUCCGGCCAUUCAGAAAUUGGCGGCCGAGUUUUUGCGAAACAAUUAUGUUUGGAUUGCCGUGGGACGCGUGGGAUCGACGACCGAUUCCAUUACCCAAAAGUUGGUCAAAGCGACGGCCGACAAGCGACACAAACUAGAGUUGGUCGUACAGGCGCUUCAGAACGGCCCUCAGGGACGAUGUCUUAUUUUUGUGCAGAAAAAGCGCACGGCAACGUGGCUCAAGAAACAGCUCAAAAAGGGCGGCCCCGAUGCACCAGGACCCCCCAGCAAAGGAGGGCAACAACAAAAGAAACAGCAGCCGCCGCCUCCCGGCAAAGAACUCAAGUUUCCUCCCGUGGAAGCAGAAGAAAUCCACGGCGAUCGCAGUCAAUCACAGCGAGAAGCUGCCUUGGAAAAGUUUCGGGCGGGGAAAUGCCAAGUGUUGGUCGCCACGGAUGUGGCUGCGCGGGGUUUGGAUAUUCCGGGAGUGGAGCAUGUGAUCAACAUGGACCUGCCGAAUUCGGCAGACGAUUUCGAUAGUUACGUUCAUCGGAUUGGACGGACUGGCAGAGCCGGCAAUGAAGGGUUGGCCACGUCCUUGUUUGUCCCUGGGGAUAAUCCCAAAUCAGACAAUGGACGAAUUGCGAGUCUCCUCUUGAAUCAACUCAAAGAGUCCAAGCAAGAAGUCCCACCUUGGUUGGCCAACCUUGUUGUCGGUGGCGGUGGAAACAAGGGCAAACCACAAUUCACCAGUACAGAUGUACGAAAGAAUACGAGCCGUCCCGCGAAAAACAACAACAACGAGAACAAGGAUGGCAGCGGCGGCAAUCAGGCAGAAGGAGGACGAGGCAAAGGUCCCGGUAGGGGCCGAGGAAGAGAAGGGCGUGGACGGGAGACAGACGGGGGCAACAGUGGAAGCAACUCAGACAACGCAUCCGGAAGAUCCGGAGGGAGGGGUGGACAGCGAGGUCGCGGUCGAGGCGGCACUAAAACAACAGGAAACAAUGGCAACGAGGACAAUGGUGGCAGAGCUGGAGGAAGAGGCGGCAGAGGAGGCCGUGGACGUGGAAGAGGCGGGCGUGGUCGAAGCCAAAAUUCUGGAAGAGACGGCGCCGACUAGAAGAUAUCAACUCCCAAGCACCGAACAGAAAGAAAAGCUUACACUGUACAGCGCAGAACACCGGAUCAUCGUCAGCCAACAAAGCAAUCGAUUGAUAAUUCUAUUUGGGUGGGAACUGCAGCUACUAAGAAAAUGUUAAUAAGCUACUGAUCAUC